Molecule: messenger RNA, 1858 nt
Organism: Zerene cesonia (dogface butterfly)
Lineage: Eukaryota; Metazoa; Arthropoda; Insecta; Lepidoptera; Pieridae
Product: glutamine synthetase 2 cytoplasmic-like
Exons: 8
Coding region: 138-1289 (383 amino acids)
Cellular component (GO): cytoplasm
Molecular function (GO): glutamine synthetase activity
Source: RefSeq, a predicted model, not a curated record
CGCAAGCGCAUCGUGCUUCGUAUUGGUGGCUUCUUAUAACAACAAAACAAAUAUAAUUUACUCUAGUCGAUCUUGAGCCAGCGCGGAAAGUGGUCGUGUAUUUUAAGACUUCUGUGACGCUACAGGUUGCCGCAAAUAUGACAGAAGAAACACAAAUGCCGAUAGAACAUAACCCAAAAAUACUUUCGGGACCAGUUCUUACCAACUCUCCGAAUGCCUUCCUCUCCAAGUCCCUUCUGAAUCGGUACCAUGACCUGCCUAUUCCACACGAGAAAAUUAUAGCCACCUACAUUUGGGUUGAUGGGACAGGGGAACACUUGAGAUGCAAGGAUCGCACACUCACCUUCAUACCUAGACAUCCUAAAGAAUUACCGAUAUGGAAUUUCGAUGGCAGUUCCACUGGUCAAGCCGACAGGAAGAACGCGGACACCAAUCUGAUACCACAGGCGAUCUACAAGGACCCGUUCAGACGGGGCAACCAUAUCCUUGUGAUGUGUGAUACGUAUAAAUAUAAUAUGGAACCAACAGAUACAAACCAUCGCGUCAAAUGCCAAGAAGCUUACGACAAAUGUAAAGAUGAGGAGCCGUGGUUCGGAGUUGAACAAGAGUACAUUUUGCUGGACGCUGACCUUCGACCGUUUGGAUGGCCUCCGGGUGGCUGCCCUCCUCCCCAAGGACCGUACUACUGCGGUGUUGGAGCUAAUAAAGUAUUCGCAAGGGAUCUUAUCCAAGCACAUUACUUAUGUUGCCUUUAUGCUGGUGUUCCAAUAUCGGGAACGAAUGCAGAAGCAAUGCCUUCGCAAUGGGAGUUUCAAGUUGGCCCCUCUGUAGGGGUGUCAGCUGCUGAUGAUGUCUGGAUUGCACGUUUCAUCCUUCAACGCUUGGCUGAGGAGUUUGGAGUCAUAAUCUCCUUUGAUCCUAAGCCCGUAAAGGAUUGGAAUGGAUCAGGAGCACACAUGAACUUCUCUACAAAAACUAUGCGAGCAGAGAAUGGCAUAAUUGAAAUCGAGAAAGCUAUCGACAAGCUGUCGAAGGUGCACAUGAAGCAUAUCAAAGUGUACGACCCGCGCGGCGGCAAGGACAACGAGCGCCGCCUCACCGGCCUGCACGAGACCGCCAGUAUUAACGACUUCAGUGCUGGCGUAGCGAACCGUAGCUGCAGUAUAAGAAUACCUCGGGUAGUAGCAACGGAAAGGAAAGGAUACUUAGAGGAUCGCCGUCCAGCUUCCAAUUGCGACCCUUAUGCCGUUGUCAACGCAUUGCUUCGAACCUGCGUUUUGAAUGAGUGAAUGCGAAAAGUAAGAAACACAUUGCAAGAAAUAAAAGCGAAAUAUUGCAAGUUUUUGAUUUAUAAUUGCUUAGUAGCAAAAUCCAUGCUAAGCUAAAAUAAACCAUGUUUAAUAAAUAUAAUGAUGAAUGUUAUGAAAAUAUUUUUAUUUACUUAUUAUAAAGCAACGCACAAGUUUGUAUGUAGUGUCUAUGUAACAAAAAGCUAGGAAUAUAACAGUUCGUCAGUUAUUAAGAGCCAAUAGCCACAUUACAAACUAAAAUGAUUACGGAUCAUCGAAGCAACUUUGUAAUUACUUUUUUUUUUUUACAAUUGUGUCCAGUAGCGAUCAAAAAUAUAGUAUAUAUUAAAAAAUAUGUUUUGAAGUAAAACCUUUUUGACAGACUGAAAAGUUAAGCUACUACUAACCCACCAUACACAUUCAUCAAACAAAAUUGCGUCCUCUGAGAAGCGCACACUUUUAAACCUUUCAAAUGUAUCAUUUUAAUGGACUAACGUACCAUUUAAGCGUAAUUCAAACCGCAGUGUUUGUGAGUUAUUCAGAUGUCGAGUAUAUUUUUAAUAAAUAAA